UUAUAUUUAUAUAUAUAUUUUUUUACUUUGCAUUUUUUUUUUCUAAUUUAAAUUCUUUAUUUUAUAAAAAAAAAUGAUACCAAAUCAAAUAAUCGAGUUAAAAGAACACCAAGAGACACUUAGAAUACCAAAAGGAAAAUCAGGAUAUAUAUUUGGACCAGAUUCUUCAAAUUUAAAUCGAAUAAGGGAAACUUCAGGAGCAGAUGUUAUAAUUACCGGUAAAAGAAAUCAAUCAUGUCAAGCAAUAAUUACUGGUACCAAAGAACAACGUUCAAAAGCCGUUGUUUUAUUACAAGAAUCGUUAGGUCGUUCGAAUUCUUAUUCACCAAUUAUAGGAUUCACUUUAUUGGAUAUUAUUCCAAAAUUAUUAUUACCCAUGUUAUCAUUUAAGAAAGUUCCUAGUGAAGAUGGUUGUAAGAGUAGUGUCUUUCCCAAUGAUAUAACUCAUUGUAAAUAUACUCUUGAAAUAAAUCCUUCACCACCAAAUUAUUCAUCAUUUUUAUCAUUACGACGUUCUUCUCCUACUCUCCACAAAUAUAAUAAUAAUAAUAAUGAUUUAUCAUUUAAUAAUCUAUCAGGAAAGAUUUAUAGUUUUAAUACUAUAUUACAAUUAGAUGAUUGUUUGGCUAAAAUUGUUGACCAAAUUAGUAAUAAAAAUUUAUCUCAUCCAUCUCGGAACCGUUACGGUAACUUUCAUCAUCAUCAACAACAAAAAAUUAUAAUGGACAAUUCUGAUAAUGAAUUUCGUUUAAAAAUCAAUUUUGGUAGAGAAUUAUUUACAAAAAUUAGUAAAACUAAUUUAAAUUUAUCAGAAUGGAAUAAUUUAAAAAGGGGUUAUAAUGGAAUUACUACCGCUUUUCGUCAUGAUAUUAGUUUUUUUGAUGAUGAGAAAAUUCAAAAAUUAAAAAAUACUUUUGGAUUUAAAGAAAUUAACAAUUUUGAAAAUAAGGUUGAUGAUAGAGAGGAAUGUUUUAUUACUGUAUUAUAUAAAGAAAAGGAAAAGAAAAAUAAAUUUAAAUUACAAUGGGACGCGAAUGAAGGACGUUGGAAAAUAAUAAAAUCAACUAAAAAUAUAAGUCGUCAAGCCAUAAUAGACAUUGUAUCCGGUAGAAGUAAAUCACCAGAUUUACGUUUCUUAUUAAAAUCACAAAAACGUUCAUCCCCUAUUAGCGAAAAAAAUCAUAAUAUAAUUUAUAAUAUACAAAAAUCUGAUGAUUUUUUAAAAAGAAAUGAGAAUAAAUAUGAUGAUAGCGAACUGAUGUAUUUCAGUCAAAAAGAUUUCAAUGGAAAAUUUAAAUGUACAAGCGUUAGACAAUCUAUCAUCAAAAAACAACUAACUAAUGAUAAAUAUCAAAUGAAUUUCAUUUCCACUUUACAAGAUGAAGAUGGUAGAAUAACUUUGGAAGAUACCGUUAAUUUGAUCAAUCUUUCUUGGAUUUCAUCUCCUUCUCCCAACAGUUGUGAAUCAAUCACGACUAUGGAUCCUAAAAAUCCAAAAUUCAACGAAUCAAUUAUUGAUACAAUUGAUUAUGCAAGGAACAUUUCUAGGGCAAUUGGUGAUUGAUAAAAGAAUGCAUCAUGAGCCGCAGCACGUUGUGGAAAUUUUCUUUUAUUAUUAUGAUUAUUUUGUACAUAAUUAAUUAUAACUUUUUAUUACUUAAUAAGUAAAUUAUAUUUGUUAUUUGUUUAACCCGAGG
Rhizophagus irregularis DAOM 181602=DAOM 197198 is the source of this 1697-nucleotide messenger RNA. RefSeq lists its product as uncharacterized. NCBI's taxonomy places the organism in Eukaryota, Fungi, Glomeromycota, Glomeromycetes, Glomerales, Glomeraceae. Gene Ontology annotation, molecular function: RNA binding. The record is from RefSeq and is a predicted model, not a curated record.